AGGUAACGAAAAGUAGGCGAGGACCGAGGAAGGAAAAUGGAGGCUAUGUGGUGAGGAAAAAGGACAGAGAUGGCAUGAAUGGAAUUUCUUCUCUCUCUAUCUCUAUCUCUAUCUACAUCUCUGUCACCGUCUUGUAUAUAGAAGGGGCGAUUCCUCCUAGGCAACAAGCCGCCUGAUACUGCUACUGCGACUGCUGCCUUUUAGAGAAAUUUUCAGUCUCUCUCUUUCGCUUCUGCUUUUAGUUUCUCUUAUCUGAAGAAAAGGUGUAUUUGUAUGGCCGCCAAUUCGAAGAGCACUCGAGGGAUUGCCAGCUUGGGAAAGCGAGUUGUCACCCAGAUCUGGACUGCUAAUUACUCUUCAUCGUCUCGCUGUGCUUCUGCUUUCACUGUCAGGAGGGCAGCCCACACGUCUAUAUACGACAAGAACCUUGAUGAUCAUUUUCACCCAAGCGUGGUCCCUGACGAUGUGAUUCAGCCCCAGUCGGAGAAAUACUGGGCACCACAUCCACAAACUGGUGUAUUCGGGCCUGCCACCGAGCCUCAAUCGGCGGCAGGCGGAGAGAGUGGCUUUUCUACAUCAACUGAAAACAGUGAUCCGAGCUCAGUGUUAGAGGAAAAGGCGUGGUUCCGCCCCACUAGCCUUGAGGACUUGGAGAAGCCAAAUCAACCUUGAGACUACAUAUAUAGCACAUGUGCGCUUUAGUCGAUAAAUAAAUGCUGUGAAAUAUUGCCAGCUUAUUAAGGUUUGAUAAUAUAAAUCAACUCUUGUUAUUACGCAUGCUGGUGUGGAAGUUGCUAUAUAAUGCAAUCUCGCAUAUUCAGCUGUGACAUGCUUGAUGUGGGUAUGGUUGUGGAUCACGAAUUCACAGUGUCAUGUUAUGAAAUAUUUGAUAAGCUUGUGAGACUUGAUGUGGGCUUAUAUAAAUUUUUAUUGGAAAAUUCUCAGUUAUGGGUUUUGUUA
Molecule: messenger RNA, 960 nt
Organism: Manihot esculenta (cassava)
Lineage: Eukaryota; Viridiplantae; Streptophyta; Magnoliopsida; Malpighiales; Euphorbiaceae
Product: late embryogenesis abundant protein At5g17165
Exons: 2
Coding region: 274-672 (132 amino acids)
Source: RefSeq, a predicted model, not a curated record